This is a messenger RNA of Schistosoma spindalis, 6166 nucleotides long. NCBI's taxonomy places the organism in Eukaryota, Metazoa, Platyhelminthes, Trematoda, Strigeidida, Schistosomatidae. The record is from the annotation of a GenBank genome assembly.
GGCUGAGCUAAUCUAAGCGACUUCCCAGGAGUCCUUUAAGAGGCAACCUAACGUAUUCUUAAGGACCAAGGAUAGUAUCUUACUAUGAUUUACCAAUUUCUUUUUUUUCUUUUAUCGUUAAUAUAUCUAGGUUCUUGCCUAAGGGUAUUGAUAAUCUCUUGGUGAUAAACACGGAAGACUGUUAAGCGAAAGCUUCUUCUAUUCCGUCCACAACCAUUUGAACCGUUUGAAGGUCGUCUUGAUAGCGCUUCGCAUGAAGUGUUUCGAAACAUUUUGUAAUGGUUAUUUGGUGAAUACGUGGUUGUCAUGAGACCAAGGGUACUAUCGGUCGGUGUGAGCACAGAAGCCUGUAUAGCUGUUGAUUACGGUUGGAAAGGACUUAUUGCCCUUGGCAGUUUCACCAACAUACUUAUAGUUGACCCUUGUUUCAGUAAAUCUUUGCAGUCGCUACAGGGCCACCGCGCUAACAUAGUAAAUGUUUUGUGGGCUCCUGAAAAUUACUAUCAUGAUGAUAAAAACCCUUUUCAAUUAAAACUUGCCAGUGUUGACGCGUCUGGAGUAAUAAUUAUUUGGGAUGCUACCACAUCCUCCGCGACCUCAGAGUUUCGUGAGCCAGAUUCACUCGUCUUGGAUAUAUUAUGGCUACCAAAUCAGUGGGUUUCACGUGAUUUGUUGGCUGUUCUCCACUCUCAUGGUAGAUUCAUUAUUUGGAACACACAAACCCAAACAAGAUUGUGGAAGUUCUCUUUUGAAGACGAUGUGGUUUCAUUUUCUCUGGAUACAUUCUCCAAUUCAAAGAUUAUUUUUUUCUCAAAGGAAUAUUUCACUGUGGAAAAUUUCUACGUCACUUCGUGUGUCUUUGGAAAAGGCAGGAAACUAAACAUCUCCGAGGCUGGUAGUAACAAGUGUUUUGUUAAUGAAAUAAACUCACGUGGAACAACAUCAGGAGAAACGCCAGUAAAAUUAUCGUUCAGUGAACUAAACGUCAGCCCGGGGAACUCUGAAAGGGCAUAUGAUUCUUCGAGUGAUAGUGCAAGAAUAACAUCUAUUAGAACAUGUUUGCAGGUUACUUACCAUCGAUAUCACAAGGACUGUGCGUUGUUUGUUUUUAGGAGGGAGAUUAUUGUCGUGAAUCUGGGAUUGGUCCGUCCACUUCAUGUCGUUUAUUUAGAUCCUUCUUGGCCUUCUUUCUCACGUGUUUAUUCUUGCACUCAACGUGAUGUCAUCAUUUGCCUACAUGAAAAUGGCAAUUUAAGCGUAUAUGCUUGUCGUGGUCUUGCUUUAGCAGCGGAUCCUUCUCUUCAUCCUUCUCAUCUACUGCGAAAACCUAGUAAAGAAUCUUCUGAUCUUCAUGCUGACAACAGCUGCACUUAUGUUCUUGUUGCGACUGCUGCUUCUUCGAGACGCCCAAAACAAGUACAUCAUGUUGAUUUUUCUGUGGACCAAAUGAAUGAGCUGAAUAUCGUCGUAGCUUCGAUUGAUGGGCGUUUCCAGUUUUGGCAACUACGAGCUGUUCGAGACUCAACUUUCUGUGAUGAAGAGGUGAAACCAAUUUGGAGCCUUUCGGAUCUGCUACCACAUGCACCUGUUGUAGAUAAGCCUCCAAUAAAGUUGUAUCUCGAAUUAAAUGGAUUAUACUCUCCAAGUAGAUCAGAGCCAACACUGUGUCGCGUAUGUCCACCGAAUCUGAUAGAACUUUCAAUGGUAGACUCAAUUCGUGGUCCAUUAGUGGCUGUUGGAAAUAAUCGUGGUGAUAUUCAGAUUUGGGAUGUAUCAUCAGCUAUAUUAUGGCGUGAAUAUCAUGUACUACCGGUACCUAUCAAAGGAAUUGAAUGGAUAGCAAUACCUCGAACAAUUUAUAAAAAUAAACAAAUCGGUAAAGUUUCUUCGAGACCAUCAUCAUGUGAAUAUUCAUUAGGUUUAAUUGUUCAUGGUUGGCAAUCUAAAGAUGGUCAUCGAAGUUCUCUUACUGAAAAUUCAUUGAAUAGAACAAAUACAAUAGGAAGAAAUUUUGUUACUACACUGGACUUAUCAACAGGUUAUAUGCGUAUAUUUCGUGAUACUUCAAAUCAAAAUAUUGACAAGACAGGUCCUCGCAUAGGAAUCAGUGUUCCCAGUGGUCAACUUUUAUCUGGAUCUAACGAUCAAGAAAAUCAUUUUGAGGGACCCAUUGACAUUCUUUGUGUUAGCCACUUCAACCAAUACGUUGGCAUAGCAAUUCGUAGGAGUCCUGUAGAAAUAUGGAAAUUAUCUACUUCUUCUUUAAUAGUUAAACUACCUUUCCUACCGGAUAUAACAGCUGUUGCUUUGGACUGGUGUCAUUCGCCAACUAAAUAUCAACGAAGUCGUAAAAUUUCAGACAAGAGUUCUAAAUCUGAGGACUAUGUUCAUUCAAAGGAAUCUGCUCGUACUCGUGAAUCAUGUAUUAUAUGCACUUCGGAUGGUAAUAUUCGCUUGAUUGCAGUGAAUAAUGAUUCAGUAGAUAGCACUUCAGUUUCAAAUACAAUUUUAAACGGUCUACCAACUGUUAGUUUAAAUCGAAUUAAUUCAGUUGCUUGGUUCUCUGAUUUGGUUGCUUUUGGCACUUUUGAUGGUUUUGUAGCUGUUCGAGAUUUACAUAGUAAAAGAACAUUGUUUAGAAUAACUUGUUCAAAGUCACAAUCAAAUUAUUUUGAUCAAGCUCUUGGUACUUUUAAUGAACAAUAUUUCGACCCAGAUAUAAUGUUAGAAACCAAUACUCCUGUUGUACAUCCUUCAUUGAAUAUUCGACGUUUAUGUUUUACACCGGGUUUAUCAACUUUUACUCGUCUUCUUAGUUUGCAGUUUGAUUCCGUAUGUGUUUGGGAACCAAGACAGAUGCUCCUUUUAUGUAUAAUUGAAUUCGGUGUAUCAGUUCAUCAGUCCUUAAUUUGUGCUGAUUGGGUUUCUGUUGUGACUAAAUUAUCAGAUAGAGCUUUGUGUAUUCUGUUGGGUGGAGAUGGUGCAUUACGACUUGUACAAGCUGGUCAAGCUAAUUAUGAAAUGACAGUUGUUAAUUAUUCUAAUCAAUCAGUAAACCUUGGGAAUACAAUUACUCGUGGAACUACUUUACAAGAUCCAAUUUCAAAAUUUUACAUUCAGAGUUCAUUACCAGAUAGACCUGAUAUUCAAGAUCCUGUUUUAGUCCCGUCGUUACUUCCAUCCAUCACUGCUCUAAAUAUUCGACAUCUCUUACAACAUCAACCGUGGUGUAAAAAGUCUCAAAAUAUCCCUUCAAUUAAAAAUGAAAAUUUAUUGAUUGACAUAACUCCUAGUUCUCAAACGUUAAAAUGCUAUCAGACUACCAUAGCUAAUACUGAAUCAGACCAAAGCUCUUAUUCUAGUAGUGACUGUUCUCUGCUUGCUCCUGGUUUUGCAAAGAUUCAGAAUUCUGUAAAUAUAUUCCUAUAUGGCCUAAAAACAAGACAUGAAUUAUCUACCAGUUUUAUGAAUCUGUCGAAUACUACCAUUAUUGAACGUUGCUUAUGGACCGCUCAAUUAUUUGGUGAUGUAUACGAAGUAAAAUUUUGGCGAUUGGUUGCAAAUCGUUUACUAUACAAAAAAGCUUUACAUAACAAUUCACAACAAUUAAAUAACCAGUUAUGGUCUCGUUAUUUUUUAGAUUUAUCUUGGGAUUUUUUAGCUGACUGCGAUUUAUAUCGUCAGAAUGUUGAAAAGUUCAUACCAUAUAUGGAAAAGUCGCAUAAUUUACCUACUGAAAUUAUGGAUUGCGUUAAUACACUGAUUAUGGUCGAUCACCUCGAUAAUGCCUCGUAAGUCUUAUAAGCAGCAAUAAAUGGUGGCUAACAGGAGAAUCCAGGACUCACUUUUCGUCCUAUUUGUGAUUCAUCGACUGGACGCACCUGCAUCCGAGUAGAUGUUCACUUCAAGACUCGAAUACAGUACCGUUUACUCCAAACCCCAUAUUGCUAUCUACUUAGUUACUGAGUCCAGAUAGCCUCUGGUUCGCGUAUUGGUUGUUUGGAUCUUCCCAACUGCAAUUGAUCAGGGUUAUGAUGAUUGUCGAAUUGCCUUGAUAUCUCAAACCGAUUUAAGUUAGACAACCAAUAAAAUUCUGAAAACACAGGAUGGACAUUUCGUGCUAGUAUGUGAGUCCUCGAAAUUGUGCUUCCAUUGCUCCUGUAACCUCAUGAUGUUUAAAUCAUCGAAUAGUCUACAGUCAGUGUCGUAGUCUGAAAUGGUUUGAGGAACGUCACUCUAGUUUGAUUAAUCUACCAUGACCACAAAUUCGUUCGUUCGAUCCUGAUUGGUUCGGAAAUGUUUAACUUUAUCAAUCUUGCGUUUUAAAAACUGAACUAUUAAUUAUUCUAAUUACAGUUUUAGUUAUUAUCUGCAAUUUUAUUAUGAUUGAAAUAACAAUAAUUAACUAAUUUUAAUUUAGGUCAACAGGAUCGUGCAGUUUCUUUAUUACUGGAAACACCUGCAGAUUCAAGUAAUUAUUCUAUAAAUAUGUAUCGUGCUUGUUUGUUUACGGCAAAUAUUGCUAGAAAAUCUCUUCUAUCCGAGUCUAGCGCAAAUCAACCAGCAGAGGAUAAUUAUUUGAGUGUAAUAAAAUUAGUUGCUACAAAUUUACUUUCUAAUGGAAAAAUUAAUGAUGGCAUUGGUUUAUUGUGUCUCAUUGGCCUACAAGUUGAUGCAUGCCGUUACUUAGAAUCAUUCGAUCGAUGGGAUCGUUCCGUAUGGUUAGCCAAGUGUACAUUAUCAAUCGAAGAACAUGAUAAAGUAAUGAGACGUUGGGCGUCCUAUUUAGCUUCAUCUCAGAUUAAUCGAAAAGAUUUAGCUAUACUCAUUUAUGUUUAUUUAGAAGAUCAUUCUAAUGUUUUAAAGUUACUUUUUAAUCUUAAACAAUAUCAAUUGGCAGCUAGAUACCUGGAAGCAUGCCGCGAAUUAAACUUAUUGAAUACAACUGAGGAAACCGGUAAGUAUUUUUUUUUUUUGUUUUAAUAAACUGGGAUUAUUGUUAUUAUUAUUAUUCUCUCUCAUAUAGAGAUUUCAUUUAAAAAUCUUUUCUUAUUCGUUUUGUACAUGUGUAAUCAAGGAAUUAAGCUUGUGAUGAACAGUGUGUGUUCAUAAAAAUAAAAUCCAGUUGUUUAAAUUUCGCUUACUCAAUUAACAAUGAAAUUUUAGACUUGUAUAUUCAAUUCAAAUGAUAAAUGGUAAGAAUAUGUAUUAUAUUUUUUAAAUCUGUAUACGCAGUUAGCAUGGGCUAUAAGCUUUUUAAUCUGUCUAAUCAAUUACAUAACUUCUUACUUAGUUUAAGAAGUAUGAAAACCUUAAUUUGAUGAAUUGUUAUACCACUUCAUUCGUCUGGUUAAUAUUAGUUUUCGUUUUAUUUUUAUUUAAGAGAGGAGGAAUUCAUGAUCGUUUAUGUGUUGUAGAACAUUUCACAUUGUUGUAUAUAUUAAACUGUGUAAUCUGAUCUAUUUUAGCAUGUUGCAAUAGAUUAGUAUUUGGCAUUAAUUUUGAUAUUUUUCUUAUCAGUGUAGUUGUUUUAUUAUAAAUAGUUGGUAUCCUAAGAGUACGACAAAGCCUUCAGAGAAUCUAAUGGAGCCGAAGGGAUUCAUUCCAAUCAGAACCUAAUAGAGCCUUUUGGGAUAUCAACUUGGCAUACUACGAUUGAACAGUAGCAUAACAUACCUCUUUGCAGAUUGGCUGAAUUAUAAUGAUGUUAUAACAAACACUAAUAUCUAUAAAUACUCAUGAUUUUCUGUACAUUUUGAUUCUUACCCAACAAACACUUCUCCAGCCUUCUUCUCUUUUCUAAGUUUGAGACUGUAGGGUUCUAAACUUUCGAGUACCGUAGUUGUAUACCGUAUUCUGCGUUAAUCAAGUAGUGAACAUAAAAAAUUAUAAAAUGAGUUAUGAUUUUAGGUACUUUAUACGGAUAUCAUGAACUAUGUUUGUAUUUCUUGAUAUUCACUAGUGUGAAAAGAUCCUAACCGUGGAAAUCAGCUCAAAAUCGAUUUUGAUUUGAGAGUUUAUAUUUGCAUAUAAUUAUAAUACUAUAAAUUUCAGAUUUGUCAAUAUCAUAUUAUUAAUAAACUCAUAGUAAGGAUAAUUUUGCACUGAUUAAUAUUUCUGUUAAAUGUUUUUAUUUAAAUACAGAAUCAUUUUAUGAGUCAAUAUU